Molecule: messenger RNA, 1843 nt
Organism: Syngnathus acus (greater pipefish)
Lineage: Eukaryota; Metazoa; Chordata; Actinopteri; Syngnathiformes; Syngnathidae
Gene: slc39a9
Product: solute carrier family 39 member 9
Exons: 7
Coding region: 403-1347 (314 amino acids)
Biological process (GO): transmembrane transport; zinc ion transport
Cellular component (GO): membrane
Molecular function (GO): metal ion transmembrane transporter activity
Source: RefSeq, a predicted model, not a curated record
GUGACCCGGAAGUACUGUUCCACUGCUAUUCGAGAGGCCGAGCUAGUUAGCAUGUUUGCUCGCCUUAGACACGUCACGCGUUAGGGAAAAACGAAUUUUUAUUUUUUAAUUUUGUGACGAGUCGUUUGGAGGACAUGAAGCCCAGCGUGGCCUGCUUGGACGUCGACACGUCGAGUCGCCUCACUCGUGAAACACCGCCGCGGGACGAACAGUAGCCUGCCUCCCGAAGCAAGUUAGCUUAGCAUAGCGAGAAGGCCUUCAAUUAAAUUACACGUCGUCGUGCUACAAGUGCGCUGCUUGCUAAACUCGUUUGUGAAGACCGGCCGUGAAAGCUCUGGGUGUGUCUUUUUCCUCUCCAAAAGUUCUUCUCCAUUUUUUGGGGAUUCUUUUCCACGUGCAGCCAUGGAGGACUUCAGCACCAUCAGUUUUCUGUCUCUGGCCAUGUUGGUGGGCUGCUAUGUGGCAGGGACUAUUCCCUUGGCAGUCAACUUCUCAGAGGAGAAGCUAAAGCUGGUCACCGUGUUGGGAGCAGGACUCCUGUGCGGCACGGCCCUGGCCGUCAUCAUUCCAGAAGGCGUCCACGCUCUUUACGAGGAGAUCUUGGAAGGGGGCGGACACCACCCCCCCAGCCAAGUGGGCGUUGUUGUCGAGGUGUCGCAGGCAAAGAGCGACGCAGCGGAGGCGGUGCUGGCCGUGGACGGCCAUCACGAGCACGGCCACGAGCAGCUGCACGCCUGCAUCGGCGUGUCGCUGGUGCUCGGCUUCGUCUUCAUGCUGCUGGUGGACCAGAUCGGCUCGUCGCACAUGCACAGCGCCGAGGAUUCAGACUCGGCCAGAGUGGGCUCCUCCAAAAUUACCACCACCCUCGGUCUCGUGGUGCAUGCAGCCGCUGACGGCGUGGCCCUCGGAGCUGCCGCCUCCACCUCUCAAACCAGCGUUCAACUCAUCGUCUUCGUCGCUAUCAUGCUACACAAGGCCCCCGCCGCCUUCGGCCUGGUGUCCUUCCUCAUGCACGCCGGGCUGGAGAGGAAUCGAAUCCGCAAGCACCUGCUGGUGUUCGCCCUCGCCGCGCCCGUCUUGGCCAUGCUCACCUUCCUCGGACUCAGCCAGAGCAGCAAGGAGGCACUGUCCGACAUCAACGCCACCGGCGUGGCCAUGCUCUUCUCGGCCGGCACCUUCCUGUACGUGGCGACUGUGCACGUGCUGCCUGAGGUGGGCGGCGUGCCGAGCCACAGCCACGGCGCGCCGGGCAGCAACGGCGGCAAAGGUCUGAGCAAGGUCGAGUUAGGCGCCCUGGUGCUGGGCUGCCUCAUCCCGCUGCUGCUCUCGGUCGGACAUCACCAUUAGGAAGACGGUUAAAGCAAAAGACUUGUGGACAUGGAACUCUUAUGCUCACGGCGGCCAUUUUUUUUUUUUUUUACUGUACAUAUCUCUUCGACACAGAUUUCAAGUGACGCUCAAGUGCCAUAGUAGCUGCGACUCGGCCGCUUCCUGUUUCCGGGACACGUGUACAUUUUAUUUCUUUAGGGAAGAGUUUCUCAAUUAACAAAGCUUUGGUUGCCCUCACCAAUUAAAGGGAUUUUCCGUAGACACAAGUAUUUUAGAUCCUCUCUUUCGGGACUCCGGCUAAAUUCACUUGUCAAAUGCAGUCAUCAUGAAAUGUUCCCGAUUGGGGUUGACAAACUUUAAAAACAUUUUAGGCAGUGUUGUGUGUAUAUAUUAUAUAUAUAUUUUGUCAUUCUGCAGUGAGUCUUCCUCGUGUUGGAUGGUGCAAAGUGGUUUGCAACACGCAAGGCUACUUUUUACGACUAAAUUAAAUGUCUCAUUUUUUUAAGAUGGUGCA